AUGCAAGAGGAAUUUGAUGCUUUGAUUGAGAAUCAUACUUGGGAUUUGGUACCUCGUCCUCCUAAUGCUAAUAUCAUUCGGUCUUUAUGGCCUAUGGGUUUUCGUGAUCCUACUCGUCCUAAUCAUGUUUGUCUUCUUCGUAAAUCUCUUUAUGGUCUCAAACAGGCUCCACGUGUCUGGUAUCAACGGUUUGCUACGUUUGCAACUACUAUUGGCUUUUCUAACAACAUUUCUGAUAAUUCCUUGUUUGUUUACUGUCAUGGCUCUGAUAUUGCUUAUCUGCUAUUAUAUGUGGACGAUAUUAUUCUCACCGCUUCCUCAGAUUCACUUCGUGAGUCCAUUAUGUCCAAACUUAGCUCUGAAUUUGCCAUGAAAGAUUUGGGUCCUCUUAAUUAUUUCUCGUGUAUUGCUGUUACUCGCACUUCUACGGGCCUCUUUCUCUCUCAACAAAGGUAUGCCUCUGAAAUUCUUGAAAAGGCUGGCAUGUCCCAAUGUAAUUCUAUUGCUACUCCUGUUGCUACCUCCGGCAAACUUUGUGCUAGUGCUGGUUUUCCUUGUGACGAUCCUACCUUGUAUCGUAGCCUAGCUGGUGCUUUACAGUAUCUUACUUUUACUCGUCCAGAUAUUUCAUAUGCUGUUAAGCAAGUUUGCCUCUAUAUGCAUGAUCCUCGCAUUGAACAUAUGGCUACUAUUCAUCGCAUUCUUCGCUAUGUCAAGGGUACUCUUCCCUAUGGUCUGCAGUUACAUCGUUCUAAUAUUUCAACUCUUUUGUCCUAUACCGAUGCUGAUUGGGGUGGCUGUCCUAACACUCGCCGCUCAACUUCUGGUUACUGUGUUUUUCUAGGUGAUAACUUAAUUUCUUGGUCAGCUAAACGACAACCAACUGUUUUCAAAUCCAGUGCUGAAGCUGAAUAUCGUGGUGUUGCUAAUGUUGCUUCUGAAACUUGCUGA
Molecule: messenger RNA, 951 nt
Organism: Amaranthus tricolor (Joseph's coat)
Lineage: Eukaryota; Viridiplantae; Streptophyta; Magnoliopsida; Caryophyllales; Amaranthaceae
Exons: 2
Coding region: 1-951 (316 amino acids)
Source: RefSeq, a predicted model, not a curated record